Molecule: messenger RNA, 672 nt
Organism: Phalaenopsis equestris
Lineage: Eukaryota; Viridiplantae; Streptophyta; Magnoliopsida; Asparagales; Orchidaceae
Exons: 2
Source: RefSeq, a predicted model, not a curated record
AUGGUUGCCUUGGCCGCGGCCGGCCCCCUCGACGCUGCCGAUGGCGGGUUUUUUCCGAGAGCCCAGGCAAUUAAUUAUAGAAGCCUCGCUGACGGCGAGACUGGCGAGAUGGCGGUUUCUGGAUUGAACCACGAGGUUUUUGCUAAUGUGCACAAUAAAGUAUUGGAGGCUCAACAGAUGUUUGAUCAGUUGGAGACUCAUGAUAUUUGUACUCCUGAUAUGGUGAAUUCUACUGCUCGUGCUCAUUUGACUUUAUUAGAAGCUAUAAAUAUGGAGGAAAUUUUACUUCAACAGAAAGCUAAUGAUCUCCUUUUUACUACUGGUGAUAGAAAUACUAACUAUUUCCAUGCCACUUUAAAGCAUAGGAGGAACAUGAAUAGCAUCUUGAAGAUUAAAAAUGGUGAGGGUCAAAUUUUAACUGAUCUGGACGAUAUUGGGGAUAAUGCAACGCUUUUUUUCAUUGAGCUUUAUCAACAUAAACCAAUGAUCAACUAUGUUGAUUCUAAUUUUUUUGUUGAUGAAUUUGAAUACAUUGAUAGUCUUUAUUUAGCCCAUGUUCUGGAUGAGAAUGAAAUUCUUUCUACUUUCAAUUCCAUAAGCUCAAACAAGUCCCUUGGACCUGAUGACUAUUCUUCUUCCUUUUAUGUUGAAUGUUGGGACAUCAUUAAGGAG